AUGACUCCUAUUCCUCGAGCAAAUUCUAAAAAAACAAUAGACAUUCAAACUCAUCAUGGAUUUUCACAGUCUCCUACUAAUGCAAACGUUAUUUUUGGCGGCCGUCCAGUUUUUUCCGAUGCUCUGAGUACUUCGCCUUCAUUCAGCAAUAUCGACGCCGGUAGUCCAAAUCAUUCUGGUAGCCAUUUCAUAGUUAAACCUAAUGUUGCCCAUAAGCUCGCUGCCGAAGAAGAAGAGCUAAUUAAAAGACACUCUCCAACUUUUAAACCUCAUCCAGAUGACUUCUUAAAAGCUGGGCAUGGAGCUGCUCCUACAAGUUCAGGACCGCUCAUGUUAUCUUUGACUGAGGAAUCUUAUGGCGCUAUUGAUGACGUCAUGGAUUCUGAAACUGAAAGUAUCGUUGAAAUAGCAAAAGCAUGGGAUGACGCUGUUGAUAAUAACGAAAUCUUGACAUCUUUUGCUAACGAAUGCAAGUACGUUUUGGCCAACGCUGGUCCUUUGGUUUUCACUUUUCUCUUGCAAAGCACCCUCACUGCCUCUUCAGUGUUUUUUGUGGGGCACCUGGGCAAGUCUUAUCUUGCCGCUGUUUCUCUCGGAUCUAUGACUAUUAGUAUUACCGGUAUAGCAUUCAUUCAAGGAAUGGCUACUUGUCUCGAUACUUUAUGUCCCCAGUCUUAUGGUGCCAAACAAUAUACUCUUGUUGGAGAAUAUUUACAAAAAUGCAUUGCCAUGACACUUGUAUAUUUUAUUCCUAUCGGGUUACUAUGGCUUUUUUCUGAGCCUUUAUUUUAUUACAUUGUUCCCAAAGAUGAUCCUGCUGUUGCUGCUUUAGCAGCAUCCUAUCUAAAGGUCGCAUUAUGUGGUAUUCCAGGCUUCACUUGUUUUGAAUGUGGUAAACGUUUUGUUCAAGCACAAGGAAUUUACAGUGCUUCUUCAUACGUUUUAUUUUUUUGUGCUCCUUUCAAUAUGCUUUUGACGUACCUCCUUGUAUGGCAUCCGUCAUUCGGUUUUGGGUACAUUGGUGCAGCUAUUUCAGUUGCAACUACUCAGUGGCUCAUGGCAAUUCUUCUGCUAUCUUAUGUUCGCUUUGUGGAUGGAAUGAAGUGCUGGGGUGGAAUUUCUUCAAAUAUCUUUAAGAACUGGGGCCCCAUGAUUAGCCUUGCUAUUCCUGGUGUCAUUAUGAUUGAAGCGGAGUUUUUUGCUUUUGAAAUUCUUACUUUUUGUGCAUCUGUUUUGGGAACGACCCAACUGGCUACCCAAUCCGUUGUCUCUGUGGUGGCAACUUCGAUAUAUCAAAUUCCAUUUUCUGUUAGUAUUGUUUCAUCCAACCGUAUUGCAAACUUUAUUGGUGCAUCUUUAACCCAGAAUGCUCGCAUUGCUAAAAAGGCUGGUCUGAUUAUUAGCAUUUUUGUCGGUUUAUUUGAUGGCUUGGGUUUAUACUUAAUGCGAAAUCAUGUGGGACCUGGUUUUUCUGAGGAUCCUGAUGUUAUUGCAAUGUGCUUAAAAACAAUUCCAGUUAUUGCAUUGUUAUGCUGCGUUGAUGCCCCUUCUGCGAUGAUGGGUGGAAUUUUGCGUGGGUUUGGUCGUCCUAAAAUUGGUGGAUAUUUCAAUUUAUUUUUCUUUUACUUUCAAGCCCUUCCACUGGCUGUUUUCUUAGGAUUUAAGUGUGGAUUAGGUAUUGAAGGAUUUUGGAUUUCCAUGAGUAUUGCCAUUUUGCUCAUUUGCUCUUGUGAAUAUAUAUAUGUCCAAACUGUGGACUGGGAUAAAUUAGUAGAAGAGGCAAAAUCUCGUCAAGGCAUAGAAAGAAUUGACCCUUGA
Molecule: messenger RNA, 1818 nt
Organism: Magnusiomyces paraingens
Lineage: Eukaryota; Fungi; Ascomycota; Dipodascomycetes; Dipodascales; Dipodascaceae
Exons: 1
Coding region: 1-1818 (605 amino acids)
Biological process (GO): xenobiotic detoxification by transmembrane export across the plasma membrane
Cellular component (GO): membrane
Molecular function (GO): antiporter activity; xenobiotic transmembrane transporter activity
Source: RefSeq, a predicted model, not a curated record